This is a messenger RNA of Corylus avellana, 2227 nucleotides long. RefSeq names its product sulfate transporter 3;4 (gene SULTR3;4). Gene Ontology annotation, molecular function: secondary active sulfate transmembrane transporter activity. The record is from RefSeq and is a predicted model, not a curated record. Gene Ontology annotation, cellular component: membrane. Gene Ontology annotation, biological process: sulfate transmembrane transport. NCBI's taxonomy places the organism in Eukaryota, Viridiplantae, Streptophyta, Magnoliopsida, Fagales, Betulaceae.
UCGAGUGGGUUUUUUUGUUUGGUUUCAUUGUUUAGCAGUAUCUGAGGUUUUUGUUGAGCAUUUUGGUGGGUCUUUGAGCAAAGAGAAAUGGGUGUCAACUCUAACAGAGUGGAACACUUUGCAUGUCCAGAAAGCAAUCUCACAAUCCCAUCAGAGUUGGGGGGAGCAAUGCAAAUUCACGACGUUCGCCUUCCACCAGAGAAAACCACUCUCCAUAAACUCAAGCACAGGAUCUCCGAGAUCUUCUUCCCCGAUGAUCCACUCUACCGAUUCAAGAAUCAAACUUGGCUCAACAAAUUCAUCCUUUCUCUUCAGUUUUUCUUCCCUAUAUUUCAAUGGGGCUCUGAGUACAAUGUUCCUCUUCUGCGCUCUGAUAUCAUCUCUGGUCUUACCAUUGCCAGCCUCGCUAUCCCACAGGGAAUCAGUUAUGCAAAGCUUGCCAAUUUGCCACCUAUAGUCGGGCUAUAUUCAAGCUUUGUGCCCCCAUUGAUUUACUCAAUCCUUGGAAGUUCAAAACAUCUUGCAGUUGGGCCAGUGUCAAUAGCAUCUUUGGUGAUGGGAUCAAUGCUAAGUGAGGCAGUCUCUCCUAAUGAAGACCCAAUUCUCUAUCUUAAGUUGGCCUUCACUGCCACCCUCUUUGCUGGUUUCUUUCAGGCUUCUCUAGGUUUCUUAAGGUUAGGGUUUGUAAUUGAUUUUCUGUCAAAGGCAACUCUAGUUGGGUUUAUGGCUGGUGCAGCCGUCAUCGUAUCAUUGCAACAGUUGAAAGGAUUGCUGGGGAUCGUCCACUUCACAAGCAAAAUGCAAAUGAUUCCUGUCAUGUCCUCUGUUUUAAACCAGAGAGAUGAGUGGUCUUGGCAAACCAUUGUCAUGGGUUUUGGUUUCCUCCUCUUUAUGUUGACUACAAGGCAUAUUAGCAAUAGGAAACCGAAGCUUUUUUGGGUCUCAGCAGCAGCCCCAUUAACUUCAGUUAUUCUCUCAACCCUUGUAGUUUUCCUCCUCAAGUCUAAGGCAAGAGGAAUUCCAAUUAUUGGGCAUUUGCCAAAGGGCCUUAAUCCCCCUUCACUAAACAUGCUAUACUUGAGUGGCCCUUAUCUAGCUGUCGCUAUUAAAACCGGCAUCGUGACAGGGAUCUUGUCUCUCACUGAAGGAAUUGCAGUGGGGAGGACAUUUGCUGCUUUGAAAAACUACCAAGUUGAUGGAAACAAAGAAAUGAUGGCUAUUGGUCUUAUGAACAUGGCUGGUUCAUGCUCUUCAUGCUAUGUUACCACAGGAUCAUUUUCUCGAUCGGCUGUAAACUGUAAUGCCGGAGCACAAACGGCAGUGUCAAAUAUUGUGAUGGCUUCAGCUGUGCUUGUGACUCUACUUUUUCUGAUGCCACUGUUUUAUUACACCCCCAAUGUCAUCUUGGCGGCCAUCAUCUUAACGGCUGUGAUCGGGUUGAUAGAUUACCAGGCUGCAUACAAAUUGUGGAAAGUUGACAAGCUUGAUUUCAUGGCUUGUUUGUGCUCCUUUCUCGGUGUUCUUUUCAUUUCAGUGCCUCUAGGACUUGCCAUUGCGGUUGGGAUAUCAGUUUUCAAGAUUCUGUUGCAUGUCACCAGGCCAAACACAAUGGCAUUAGGGAAUAUCCAGGGCACUCAAAUAUACCAAAACCUCAGUAGGUAUAGAGAAGCUUCAAGGGUGCCCUCAUUUCUCAUUCUUGCUAUUGAGUCUCCCAUCUACUUUGCAAACUCAACUUACCUGCAAGAAAGGAUGUUAAGAUGGGUUCGAGAGGAGGAAGAGUGGAUAAAGGCAAACAAUGCCAGUACACUGAAAUGUAUAAUUUUAGACAUGACAGCUGUGACAGCCAUAGACACAAGUGGUAUAGACGCAAUAUGUGAAAUCAGAAAGAUGAUGCAGAAAAGAACACUCAAGCUUGUGUUGGCAAAUCCUGUUGGGAGUGUGAUGGAAAAGCUAGAGCAAUCACAACUCUUGGAAUCCUUCCGUGUGAAUGGACUCUACCUCUCUGUUGGAGAAGCUGUGGCUCACAUUUCUUCUUUGUGGUAUCCUCAGCCAUGACUUGCAAAGCUUGGCAAUCAAACAAGAGUUCUACUCAGAGGACUCAGGAGAGGACUUUUCUUUUCUUUUAUAGUCGGCGACAGUAUUUAAAGGCAAUCAAACUUGUAGCUUUUUCUUUCUUUUUUGUCCCUUUCUAGUGGGAAAGAUGAAAGCUAUAUGCUCUUCAAUCAAA